AUGGAGCAGGAGUUUCCCCGUCCCGCACGCCGUAUCCCCUUCCCGCCUCCCCAACUCCCCUUUCCGCCACCCAUUUUCCCCUCCCCGGGUCCCGAUUACCCCUUCCCGCCUCCCCGGUUGUCCUUCCCGCCCCGCAUUUACCCUUUCCGCCUCCCCGUUUCCCCUUCCCGUACCCCGUAUCCCCUUCCCGCCUCCCCAAAUCCCCUCUCCGCCACCCCUUUUCCCCUCCCCGUGUCCCUUCACGAACAUAUCGCCUCCCCGGUUUCCCUUCCCGCCCCGCAAUUCCCUUUCUGCCUCCCCGUUUCCCAUUCCCGCUCCCAGUUUCCUCUUCCCCCAUUCGCGUUCCCCUCCCCGCUCCCCAUUACCCCUCCCCACCUCUCCGUUUUCCCUUCCCACCUUCCUGUUAUAUAA
Closterium sp. Naga37s-1 is the source of this 411-nucleotide messenger RNA. The record is from the annotation of a GenBank genome assembly. Lineage: Eukaryota; Viridiplantae; Streptophyta; Zygnematophyceae; Desmidiales; Closteriaceae.